Lobosporangium transversale is the source of this 1845-nucleotide messenger RNA. RefSeq lists its product as hypothetical. Gene Ontology annotation, molecular function: protein binding. The record is from RefSeq and is a predicted model, not a curated record. NCBI's taxonomy places the organism in Eukaryota, Fungi, Mortierellomycota, Mortierellomycetes, Mortierellales, Mortierellaceae. Bases 1 to 1845 code for a protein of 614 amino acids. The transcript is spliced from 2 exons.
AUGACAGAACCUCAAUACCAACAAUUCCGAUGCAACAGCACCAUCGAAGAAGUUUGUGUCAGAACUACUGCGAACACUUCCGCAGACAAUGACAGCUCGUCAUCCUAUGUGAGCUUGCAAGACAUUCGAGACGUGUUUCCAGAUGCAUUACGUUUCAAGUUGGAUGGGCAUCCCAUUCCAUUACUUGUAGAUUCUAAUGGCAACAGAAUCGAACCUUUGCGCAUUGCAUUCUAUCCUGAUAAGAUCCUGGACGUUAUUACAGAAGUAACACAGACCAGCAGUAGUAACAACAGCAAUGCCGUCGUUCAUUUGUCAACAACAAGAGACUCGGUGAAUUUGACUCCUCAGGAUUCUUCUUUGCCUUCAUCAAACUUGAUUCAAGCUUACAACCCAUCUCUUACCACUCAUAGCUUGGAAGAGAUUAAGGAGUUGACACUAGAGGGGAUUAAACUGCAGGAUCAAGCUCUUGACAGACUUGCCAUCCUCCAACAGAAAGCCGAUGCUAUCCUUGUCCAGACCUUUGAGCUACAUGAAUAUCCAAUCCCUCGACUCUUUAUCAUUCUGCCUGUUGACAGCACCAAAUGGGACCCAAUGAAUGUCUUGAAGAACAAGGUUCGCCUUCAUUUCCUAUGUGAAUGUGAGGAUCGCUCUGAAAAGGUAAGCAAGGACAGCCAGAAGAAUAAAACCCAUCUUGCCAGACAUGAAGGAUAUGAGAUCAGGAACAGCACAGAGUUCUUUCAAAAGUAUGGAAAAUACAUGAUCAUCUUGUUACAAGGACUCAAGUUGGGGAUGGGAACAUCUCCAGGCUCAUCUCUGGCACCAGCCCCAAAUCUGGUCGAUGCCGGUAUAAAAUAUUCGAUCGACUAUUUGAACGAACUCGAAAAGGAAAACCCAGACUUGAAUGACUUCUACACAGUCGACGACUAUGAAGGACUUGAAGGAGCAGAUCUCCGACGACUGAGCACAUUCCUUCAAACCAACGAUGGAAACAGACAGCUUGGCAACUUGUACAGGACCAGGACAGAAGCAGGCCAUGUCAAAUGGGUCUGUGCCGACCACUAUCGCUCAACGUAUAAAGAGAAAGAACAGAAAGCGUUUAAAGAUGUUGUGAGGGUGAAUGGAGGCAAACAUGACCCACAGCUCGGUAAAGUGGUCAUCGAAUUGAGAUCCAGGAUCACAGCUAGAGAGUUCUUCCAAGUCAUGACUAAAGCUAAACAUAUUUACGAGUUGCAUAUCACAUUCGAUUACCAUUGGGUUUGGGCCAAGAUCGAUCUGGAAGCACUGAAGAAUGCACUGAGAGUAUCAAGUGUAUCAAUCCUUCGACUUGAUCUUGGAGAAUCUCAAGAAAGCAUAACCUGGAAACUACUUUCAGCAUCCACACGAUAUGAAAAUCUUGUAGGCAUCAUAGAACUUAGCAAUAUGAAAACAAUUCAUAUUGUGCUUCCUCCGGAUGUCAAAAAUCUAUCCAAUCUACAAAGCGUAAAAUCGUCACACCUUCACAAGUUAUCCUUUGAGAUGAGGCCUCGAAAGAUGAAAACUAGUGAUUUUCGACUGCUUACAAAUCCACUCGAGGCUUCGGUCGCUUUGAAUUUAGCAUCCAGCUCGAUUGGGGAUGAAGAGGCUCUCGCACUUUCAAAUGUACUCAGGACAAGCACCAGUCUGACCGAUUUGGACUUGCGUCGCAACUCAAUUGGAAAUGAAGGUGCUCUUGCGUUGUCAGAGGCACUCAAGACAAACACCAGUCUGACCAAUUUGGGCCUGAGUCGCAACUCAAUUGGGAAAGAAGGAGCCCUGGCGCUGUCAGAGGCGCUCAAGUCAAAUAUGGCCUUGAAGGUUUCUGUAUGA